This is a messenger RNA of Dibothriocephalus latus, 561 nucleotides long. The record is from the annotation of a GenBank genome assembly. Lineage: Eukaryota; Metazoa; Platyhelminthes; Cestoda; Diphyllobothriidea; Diphyllobothriidae.
AUGAGUGGCCCAACAAGCGAUAUCUAUACCAAGUUGCACAGCGAGUUGGGUGGUGAAUUCCGGAAGGUUGUGCUGAUGUCUUUCCGAGACAAGGCCCACAUCAACGCUCUAGCGCUCUUCAAUGCCAUGGCGGGAGCCGGCACCAAGGAUCGCGUUGUUGUGCAGACCAUCUGCGCGUGCGACAAUAAGGAAAUUGAAGACCUGAAGAAGGCCUACGAAGACAGUAAGUCGAUAUUUGCACAUAUGCCCGUCUGUGAGAAGGGUGCAUGCAGCGCCCUUGUGUUUGGCCAACGCGAAGCGAAUACAGCCAAAGCAACCGUGGUCGCUGAUUGCGAGGCCCUUUAUGCCGCUGGCGAGGGAACGUCAGGAACUGAUGAGUCGGUGUUUGUGCGAAUCUUGGCCAACAGGAGCCAUCGUCACAUCCGCGAAAUGAACAAAGAUUACUCUGCCGCCACGGGACACGAUCUACUGAAGGCAAUUAAAAAAGAAACUUCGGGCAACUUUAAGGACGCUCUCGAGAUCGUCGGUAAGUUCAGGAUAACCUCUUGUUGCUUGUCGUAG